This is a messenger RNA of Meloidogyne enterolobii, 444 nucleotides long. The record is from the annotation of a GenBank genome assembly. Lineage: Eukaryota; Metazoa; Nematoda; Chromadorea; Rhabditida; Meloidogynidae.
AUGCAACACACAAGCUCACUAUUUUUUGGUCAAAGACUUUGUCUGGAAGAGUUGAAAACACAAAAUUCAGUUAAUUCAAAUGAAUGUUUGAUUCUUUCAGGCCAUGGAAAUACUGUUGAAAUUUAUCGAGUUUAUGCUCAAUCGGCUGAUGGGGAUUUUGACAGAUUUGAACUUCUUUCAACUUUGGAUAUAUUCUCUAGUACAAAAUCUUCUGUUCAAAAAAUUAUUUGGUUGGAAAAUGGAGCAUUAUUCUGUGUUGGUGAACAAGAGUGCCAAAUUUUAUGUCUCGAUAGAAUUGAUUUGAAAUUUCCUAUCAAAACCUACCAAAAUUUAUAUUUUGACGAUUGGAUAAUUGGUGCAAAAUGUGUUGAUGGAACAAGGGUAUUUUUUAAUUUUGUUUACAUUUCUGAAUUUUUGCGGACAAUAUUAACGGACAAAUUUUGA